Striga asiatica is the source of this 1260-nucleotide messenger RNA. Lineage: Eukaryota; Viridiplantae; Streptophyta; Magnoliopsida; Lamiales; Orobanchaceae. The record is from the annotation of a GenBank genome assembly.
AUGUCUUCCCAAACCACUCGAGAUGAGGAGAUUGAGCUCGGAUGUGCUCGACAGAGCACACAAAUAGAGAUUCUUACAGCAUAUAUUGACUCAAUCGAGGCACAACUCGACGACCCCCACUUUAUGCUUGUUACUCAAGCUCUUACCGGCUGCUAUCAGGAAACAGUCCCCCACCGGCCACCACUGUCCGCUGCUCUCAGCGAAGCCUCUGAUUUCUUGUCGCUCCAGACGGCCACGACAACAAUUGCUCCAGAAGUCCACGUCCACAGAGUACACUAUAUGGCUUCAUCUGCGAAUACCCAACAGUCUGGACACAUUGGAAGCAGUCUCCCGGAUGAAAUUUCACCAUCACCAGCAGAGUCUCUUCCACCUAUUGGUGCUGGCGUGUCUGUUCCUCCUACCUCUAGUGAACCUGCUCCACAUAAUGGUGAUCAUAAUGCGGUUGCUGAAACUACUCACGGGAGGAAACAUACUUCUCCAGUAUGGAAUCACUUUAGGAGGGUCACUAUUAAUGGGGAGCUUAAAGCAACUUGUAAUGUUUGCCAGAAGAAUCUCUCUGCAAGUACAAAAAAUGGAACUCAUCACUUACUGGAACAUGCCAAAAGAUGUGCCCGAAGGACUUCAACAGCCAGUGAUAUAGGGCAGUGCCUUCUAUCGGCUAGCAGAGAAUCAGAUGGAAAAACGGAGUUGAAGAAUCAUUCAUAUGAUUCCAAUUUAGCCCGACUUCAUCUUGCAUAUAUGGUGAUCAUGCAUGAUUAUCCUCUUCGGAUGGUUGAGCACAAAGGAUUUAGAAUGUUUUUGAAUACUAUACAGCCGCUCUUCAAGCCAAUCUCAAGGAACACAUUGCGCACAGAUAUUAUGAAGAUAUUUAAUGAAGAAAAGAGUAAGAUAAUGACUUUAUUGGAGCGAAAUGAUAGCAGGAUUGCAAUCACGACUGACUUGUGGACUGCUAGUAAUCAAAAGAAGGGAUACAUGGCAGUGACCGCACACUUUAUUGAUAAUUCUUGGAGGCUACAGAGCAGAAUUUUGAGGUUUAUGUAUGUUUCUUGCCCGCACACAGCUGAUGUAAUUUGUGAGUCUUUGUUUGGUUGCUUAAUGGAUUGGAAUAUCGAUAGUAAGUUGUCUACCUUGACAUUGGAUAACUGCACUACAAAUGAUUUUGCUGUUGGUAUGCUAUCGAUAUUGAUGAACAAGUUUUCUCCUGACUCUUUGUUGUUGAGUGACGUUACUUACACAUGCGUUGUGCUGCACAUAUUUUGA